CCAUCGAUUUAACCGUUGCAUUUACCUGCCACGUGUCAAAGUUAUAAUCUCUUCGAAAUGUCCCUCUUCGAUCGAGCGAAAAUUCUUCGUCCUCUCAUUGGAAUCCCUUUUUACAUCCAGUGAAGUUCGAUAGGAAUCUCUCGACUGUAUUUUUCUUUUUUGUUUUUUUUUACUUUUUCCUUAGCGUAACGACUUUCCAGUGAAACCGAAUCGAAACGAGUCAUUUUCGCUCUUCGCUGAAAUCUAAAUAUCAGGAUCGACUAAUCCCAUCUCGCUUCGUGUCCUUCUCGUGAGUAGACUCGCGAAUUGACUGUGCUCGCGAGUUUUAUUUUAUUCCUUGGAAACAACGCCAGUUUGAAACUGCAUCGUCGUUCUUUCUUGCUUUGGGGAAAAAGCGUUCUCGUUGCCUGUUGGUUUGAUCGAAAUUAACGCAAUUAUAUAAGUACACAGUGGAGUAACUUUAAUUGGAAGCUAACUGGAUAGGAAUGCUGAGUUAUGCUGGACGCGCGGUUCAAUCACGUUACGAUGGGACUCUAUUACGCGAAGAUUAUACAAAUUUUUACGUAAUGAUAACGACUGGACUUAAUGGGGAACGCGAUUAGAUGGCCUUCGUGCAUCUGCCUCAGACGUUAUUCAACCUUCUUUCCUGCUUGCUUUCUUACUCGCGAUACUCGCAUAGAAAAUUCAUUAAAUUACAUCAUCUACGUUGCCGGCAGUAAAACCGGUCAUUUUGAAGUAUCCGUUUCUCCUCUUCCUUGGCAAUGGCUCGCUCAUUUUCUCAGAAUCGUUCGUUCUUCAACGAGAAAUUACGCGGUCCACGAAUAAGAAAGGAUAACGUUUUCUUUCUGUUUCACGAGUUAUCAAAAUAUCUCUUUAAUCGUGAUCGAGUGAAAGUUGCUUAACAGAAUUAAUAGAAAGUUUUUCGGUACACCGACUUGUAAAAAGUAGUAACAUUCUCUUUUAUUAAAGCAACCAAUCGCAUUCACUCUGCUUAGCUAAAGGAACAUCUCGCUAAUCGUAAUCUCUACAUCGAGGCAACAUCGUUAAAAACGUUACAUCAUCUUUUACAUUGCUUCUCCUUCGUACGUAAUAAUCUGCAAAGUACAUAUCUUCCAAAUUUCAUUUUCUUUCUCAUUUUCCAGGCGAAGAAAAGAAAAAAAAAAAAAAAGAAAUUCGGGGAUCGAGCGUAUUUGCUUAGCUAGCCACGCGAGCAAAAGUCAAACAGCUCCGACUUUCAUCCUCAGCCGAACGAUUAUUCCUUUCGCUCUUUUUCUCCACGAGGUUCACUUUCUCCGUGCUGACAUCAGAAUUUCGUCGCUGGCUAUCGAUUCACCGUCAUCCUCAGCCGCUUGAAAAUUCAUCCUCGUAAUCGACCAAUCCUGCCCUCCGCCUCUUCUUAAUCCCCGUUUCAUCCGACGUUCUCGAUCGAUCAUCCUUCGAUAUUCGUUUUGUUUCGUCUACUCCCAAUAAUCGUUUUGCCUGAUUUUUAUAAUUUCAUACGCGCAUGGUCAAAACGAAACACGACUGCGAUACAUCAGAGGUCUAAGCAACUAGGUGGUUGCUUCUCAGACUUUCUGAGUCGAAUGAUCCUGCAAAGAAUGCAGUCACCUGCUGUUAUCGUUGCAUAACAAUUCGGGUAGACGAUGCGCGCGUCAACGAGUGCGGACUUGCCGAUGAUGCUGACCACCUACGGUCUACGAUUUCUCGUCGUCGUCUUCACGAUCGCGGCUGCGGCCACCUUUUUGCACGUGAACAAUUAUAGGCCCAAACAAAUAUUCCUCUCCUGCGAUAGACCAUGCCACCAUUUGGAUUGGCCAAUGAUUUGUCGAUUGAAGCUCACUCUCGAAGUGUUCCAGUCGCUUAGCAAAUCGUGCGGCGAUUGUCCACAGAACGAAACAGCAUGUUUGUCCGAUCACUGCGUCUCGGCGGAUGGACAGAGACGCGGGAUCCUCACGGCGAAUCGUCAGCUGCCUGGUCCCAUUAUUCAGGUUUGCGAGAACGAUAUCUUGGUAGUGGACGUGAUUAAUCGGAUUCCGGGUAAAACUGCGGCGAUGCACUGGCGUGGCCAAACGCAGAUUGAGACGCCGCAUAUGGACGGCGCGCCUCUGGUCACUCAGUGCCCGAUACCGAGCUACACCACCUUCCAAUAUAAAUUUCGCGCUUCUUCCGCUGGAACUCAUCUAUGGCAUGCUCACGCUGGUGCCGACGUUACUAAUGGCAUAUUUGGCGCGUUGAUCGUGAAGCAAGCCGAUAUCAAAGAUCCUCAUCGCGCUCUUUACGAUAUCGACGAUUCGGAUCACGUGGUUCUCGUGAGCCAGUGGCAACAUUCCACCGAAAUCACGUUCACCGACGGCCACGCGAAACCAGCGAUCCUUUUGGUGAAUGGCAGGGGACGGCAGCCAAAUGGGCCGAACGUCCCUUUGACCAGGUUCACAGUUAUCCCGGGACGACGUCACAGAUUCCGCGUUGCGAACGCUGGUGGUGCUGGAUCCUGUCCAAUAACGAUCUCCGUCGAUGCUCAUCCCCUUCUCCUGAUCGCUCUCGAUGGCCAGCCAGUGGAACCACGACAAAUUGCAUCGAUUACUUUGGCGAAAGGUGAGAGAGCAGAUUUUGUCCUGAAGGCGAACAAGCGAGUUGCUUCCUACUGGAUGAACGUGUACACGUCGAAAGAAUGUGCGAUCAGUCCCAUAAGUGGUGCCGCGAUCUUAGAAUACAAGGGAAGUUCAACGAAGGAUCCGUUGCCCGUGACGGAAGCUACUGAACAGUCGGAAGUCGAGGAAGUUCGAGUGGCGAUGACGACGAACCCCGCGGCAAAGUGUGAAAAUCCAGAGAGUCUGUGCGUGACGGAAUUGCAUGCAUUGCGGAAGAUACCAGCUGCUCUAGGGAAACCGAAAACCGACGUCACCAUCCGUUUGCCUAUCAAUUACAAGCUGCAGACGAACGACAUCGUUGGAAACAGCGGCGUGGAGAUGAGAGUUCUGAACGUGAACAACGCGACGUUCACGUACCCGUCGUCACCGCUGUUGACACAGGGCGCCGACGUCUCCGAGGAGACUAUGUGCUCUUCCACCCCCGACGAGGACGACGCUCGUGUCGAGAACAACGAAACUGCGUCGUUGUCGUCGCGACGCUGCCGCCGUAGCGACGCUACCGCUUCAGACGUUUGCGAGUGUGUUCAUGUGAGGUAUAUACCGCUCGGGGCGACCGUCGAGAUCAUUCUCCUCGAUCAAGGCGGUCUCGACGACUUGGUCUACCACUUGCACGGAUACACUUUCUACGUAGUGGGUGCAAGAAAGUUCGGUCGCAGCGUGUCUUUGCACGAGUUAAAAAGCUUGGACGACAGAGGUCAACUGUUUUCUCGCAAUCUCGACUGCACCGUGGCGAAAGAUACCGUAGUUGUUCCGAAAUUCGGGGCAGUUGCCCUCAGGUUUAAAGCGGAUAAUCCAGGCUACUGGAUAUUACGAGACGAGCAUGCAGCUGAAUGGACGCGUGGGUUGGACGUGAUCCUUCAGGUUGGACAGACGAGUGAUAUGGUACCCGCUCCGGAAGAUUUCCCUAAAUGUGGAUCCUUCGUUGGACCGGAUUACUUCCUUAUAUAGACUGUUAGUUGCCCUAGGAAUCGCGUACGCCGUGUACAUAGUUGUAAAUAAAGGCGGCCAGACUGAAACUUACAUACCUUGGCAAGGAUUUUGUAUUGUAUUAUUCGCAUUUUUCUUUCGUUGUAAGUUAAAGGUUAAUUAAGAGGAACGUGGCUUUAUCAUUGUAUAAAUAUCGGAGAACUUUUCUAUGUAUCAUGUACUUUUGCAUAAACAUUAGUCAAUAAAUAUUAUUUCGAAUUUUGUA
Molecule: messenger RNA, 3843 nt
Organism: Bombus pyrosoma
Lineage: Eukaryota; Metazoa; Arthropoda; Insecta; Hymenoptera; Apidae
Product: laccase-4-like
Exons: 9
Coding region: 1644-3599 (651 amino acids)
Biological process (GO): iron ion transport
Cellular component (GO): plasma membrane
Molecular function (GO): oxidoreductase activity; copper ion binding
Source: RefSeq, a predicted model, not a curated record